Chenopodium quinoa (quinoa) is the source of this 1489-nucleotide messenger RNA. RefSeq lists its product as uncharacterized. Lineage: Eukaryota; Viridiplantae; Streptophyta; Magnoliopsida; Caryophyllales; Amaranthaceae. The record is from RefSeq and is a predicted model, not a curated record. The transcript is spliced from 3 exons. The coding region runs from base 524 to 1312 and encodes 262 amino acids.
AAUUAACGGAGGUAGUAUUAUAUUCUAAUGUUGUCUAAAAUCUUUUUCAAGUGAUUAGUCAUUUUAUUAAUUUUAAAGUCAUUUGAUAUUUACAUUUAAAGUUGGUUGGCGCGUAUCCAACUAGUUUAAUUAAAGAGUAAAAGAGUAGUAUAUAAAGCCUGACCCGUUUCAUUAAGGAUCUGGUGGUAUAAAGACCCGGCCCAUUCAUAAAUAGGACGAAUCUCCCCCAUUUUAGAAUAGGACUCCAACCCUUUGAAUUGAUUAAUCGCUCUCACUGAUCGAUCGCUCCCCUAUCUCUCCUCUAUACCCGGUGGCCGGUGUCCGGUGUCCGGUGUAUUGCGAAAUUAGCCAGUUUUCUGAGGUGCAUUGUUUCUUUUAUUACAAUUUAUCAAUUGAUUUUUAAUCACUGAAGUUCAUUCUUAAUCAAUUUCUAUACCCAGUUGCUUCGCUCUUUCCCUGAGUUCUCCAUUCAAGCGCACGCCACAUUCGUCAAUCCCCCGUUGAAGCAGUUUCUGAGGUACCAAUGUCAUUUAGAAGAAACCUUCAGAGCAACGCCGUUGCACGCAUUUGGGCAUUACUGGCCUGCGGUUUUUUCGGCGGAGCUGCUUAUUAUUUGCACAAGGUUCGUGAGCAUCGGAUUGCGCAGGGCGGCUCGGAUGCUACACGAGAUGUCUUGUUGUACUUCCUGCUUGUCGUGCUUUCAGGAGUGCACCUAGUUGUGCUGUACUUUCCACUCUGGCUUAGGAGGUCUCGGAUCGCUCGGAUGGUUCCACCCCCAUUUUGUAUGGGGCUAGGCUGCACAGUUACAGCUCUGGUACCUCUAGCCUGCACUGUUGACGGCAGAUUGUCCGACGAGUCGAUGACCCGCGAUUCACUGUGGGUUACUUUGUUUUUUACGGUGGAUUUCUUCUGCCUUCAGAUGGUCGUUCUUCCUGCGUUUGAGUACAUGUUCGUUCACACGUCACUCGCGCUACUGCAGACAGUUGUGUUGAGCGUGACUCGAGUACAGGAGUGGCGACCUCUUUGGCUUUCGGUCGCCGCAUUUGGUUGCUGUUGUUUUUUGAGUCUGCAUCAUUGGCUGACGAUACCGGCUCCUGCUCGAGAUGGCCAGACGGUUAACGUUGACCUUAGGUUCGAACAGUCGUUAGCUCCUCUUGUAGCAUCCGACCUUGGACAGCCGCCUCCCCCAUCUACCUUGAUAGAGCAGGUUCUACAGUUCGUGUCAGAGCACUUUUUGUCUUUAUUCUUGAGAUUUGUGUAUGUAAUUAUAGUUGCAUUAGUAGUUCAUUUGUUUGUUAUGUCUAGGUGGUAGCAUUAGUACUAUUUGUUAUGAUAUGGAUUGAUUUAUUGUCUUGUAAUUUCUUUUACAAUAUUUUUUGCAUAGAAAGCUUUUUAGGUAAGUUUACAUAUAUGUAUAUAAUUAGUUUGUUGCCCUGCAAUACCUAGGUUGUUAAUUGAGUUUUUGUCUCAAAUGCCAAAUAUAAACACA